AUGGAAAAUUCAAAAGACGCCGAGGCCAACACAGUUUUCGAAAUUGCUGCAGAUGGCGACCUUAUUCUGAUAGCUGGACCGCAAGAGACGAGACUCCGUAUUCACUCUAUGUCAUUGAUGGCAGCCUCGAAAGUUUUCUCCGUCAUGUUCGGGCCAGACUGGAAGGAAGGUCAUGAUAUGCGCGACCACGAUAAACCAUUCGAACUACUGCUACCCGAUGACAAUGCUGCUGCAUUAAAAAUCAUAUGUUCUGUUAUUCACUACCAGAAUGAAAAGGUACCUCGAACCCUCGUCGCUGGCGAUGUUCUCGCAGUUGCCAUCGUUGCGGACAAGUAUGGUUGCAUUGAUGCACUCAAAUUUGCAAGCGAGACUUGGCUUCGAACUUCCAGAGAUAAAGCUAGCAAUUUGAUGCUUCUCGCUGCCGCGGCAUACCUGUUUCGGAAUGCACAAGCAUUCAAUGAGAUCACUAGAGCGUUGGUUUUUGAUUAUGAUGGUACUUAUCUUGCUCUCUCCUGGGAUGAAGUUGAAUCUGUUAUGCCAUGGAGGGUACUUUGUUUACUGGAAGAGCAGAGAGGGUUCGCAAGAUUAAGGGUAGCAGAGAUUCUCAUAGCAGGAGUGAACGAUGGGACUGGGAUGUGUUGUCAUAAAUGUGGAUGGACAAGCAAAUAUGCGUAUGCAUAUAUAAAACUGCUACAAGAAAAAGGUCUUUGGCCAGCACAUUUGUUCCACAUCUCCAUCUCCAAGGCACUGGAGAAAGCGGAGAGGAUGCCAGGCCCGGUUCCUGAGGAGCAAAGUACUCAGUGUCGAUAUGCAUACAAGCAUGAGCCCCCAGCAUAUAGGGAAGACCGUCGCCGGGAAUUGGACAGCCUCAACAAAAAGAUCGGGCUUUGCCUGCACUGCAUCCGCUUAGGCAGAACGGAUCCUGAUUGUGGCGAUCCCUCUCAUAACCGCUAG
Messenger RNA from Fusarium poae, 954 nucleotides. RefSeq lists its product as uncharacterized. The record is from RefSeq and is a predicted model, not a curated record. The transcript has 2 exons. Gene Ontology annotation, molecular function: protein binding. Bases 1 to 954 code for a protein of 317 amino acids. Lineage: Eukaryota; Fungi; Ascomycota; Sordariomycetes; Hypocreales; Nectriaceae.